Molecule: messenger RNA, 725 nt
Organism: Phanerochaete carnosa HHB-10118-sp
Lineage: Eukaryota; Fungi; Basidiomycota; Agaricomycetes; Polyporales; Phanerochaetaceae
Product: glycoside hydrolase family 79 protein
Exons: 3
Coding region: 237-497 (86 amino acids)
Source: RefSeq, a predicted model, not a curated record
GGGGUGAAGAAAGAGUGGCAGAUACCAGGUGGGCAGCCAUGCAAAAUGGGUAGGUAGUCAUCCAGUGGAGGCGGUGGUGGAGGUGCCAGGCUGGCGGAGCAAGUGGCCAUCGUCUUGACACCGUCCAACUAGCGCAAGCCCCCGCUGAUGGACGAAUUUGAUCCGCCUCUUGUGGCGGAAUCCCCGAGUCCAACAGGUUUGCUGUUGGCCUCUGGAUGGUGAAUUAUGUGCUGCAGAUGGCAAGCAUUGACUACUCAAGCACGUACCUGCGCACGCACGAGCUGGGCAUGUCGUACAACCUGCUCGAGUCGCCGGCGGGUGUCGCGGGCGGUGCGAGUGUGGGCAGCACGAACACAAAUACGAACUUCUAUGCGAUGCUCGCUGUAGCGGGGGCGCUUGUGAACACGAAUAGGAGCCGCAUCCUCGACCUCAGCAUCGACGGCUCGCAAAGCAACUACAGCGCCGCGCACGCAGCUACACCGUCUACGACCAGGUGAUAGCGCAUGUGCGUGCACUCACGCUCUUCAACCACAUGAACGUGUCUGCUGCCGGCACCGACUUUGUGUUGCCCGCGGCACUCUCCCUCGGAGUACCGCAGCCCGGCGCCGUCCUUGUGCGCUACGUCGGUGUGUCACACCCAGCUGUGUGCCCAAGUACAAGACAUUCUAUGUAAAUACGGCCCUGUAAAAUAGCCAAUAUACUAUCCAAUAUUAAUAUUCUGAUGA